Platichthys flesus (European flounder) is the source of this 2139-nucleotide messenger RNA. It is a transcript of the gene adka, whose product is annotated as adenosine kinase a. The record is from RefSeq and is a predicted model, not a curated record. Gene Ontology annotation, molecular function: adenosine kinase activity. Gene Ontology annotation, cellular component: nucleus; cytosol. The coding region runs from base 47 to 1180 and encodes 377 amino acids. The transcript has 11 exons. Gene Ontology annotation, biological process: purine ribonucleoside salvage. Lineage: Eukaryota; Metazoa; Chordata; Actinopteri; Pleuronectiformes; Pleuronectidae.
CCGGUGAAACGUGCUCUCCUCUCUGUUUGCUCUACUCUCGCUCAUCAUGGCCUCCGGUGAACCCAAAGCUAAGAAAUCCAGACUCUCGGAGGAGGAGAAGAAGAAGGAGGAGAAGAAGAAGGAGUCUCCAAGCAAAGAGACUUCUGCCAAACUGAGCACUAAUUCGCUCUUUGGUAUGGGAAACCCUUUGCUGGACAUCUGUGCCAUAGUGGACAAAGACUUCUUGGACAAGUACACGCUGAAACCCAAUGACCAGAUCCUGGCAGAGGACAAGCAUAAAGCGCUGUUUGAGGAGCUGGUGAAAAACUUUAAAGCCGAGUACCAUGCCGGAGGAGCCACGCAGAACUCUAUAAAGAUCGCUCAGUGGAUGAUCCAAGAACCUCAUAAUGUGGGCACGUUCUUUGGCUGCAUCGGCAAAGACAAUUUUGGAAAGACCCUGAAGCAGAAGGCUGAAGAGGCUCACAUCGACGCCCAUUACUACGAGCAAGACGAAGAGCCCACAGGGACGUGCGCUGCUUGCAUCACAGGAGAUAAUAGGUCUCUGGUUGCUAACCUAGCUGCUGCUAACUGUUAUAAGAAGGACAAGCAUCUAGACCUGGAGGAAAACUGGAAGCUGGUGGAAAAGGCUAAAGUCUACUAUAUUGCUGGUUUCUUCCUCACCGUCUCUCUGGAGUCCAUCCUGAAAGUGGCGGAGCACGCGUCUAAAAAUAACAAGCUGUUCUGCCUGAACCUCUCUGCGCCCUUCAUCUGCGAGUUCUUCAAGGACAACCUCAUGAAGGUCAUGCCCUACGUUGAUGUGCUGUUCGGCAACGAGACGGAAGCAGCAGCUUUUGCUAAAGCGCAAGAGUUCGAGACCAAGGACAUUAAGGAAAUUGCCAAGAAAGCCCAGGCUUUACCCAAAGACAACGCAAAGAGGCAGAGGAUUGUAGUGUUGACUCAGGGGAAGGACGAUACUGUCAUGGCCUCAAAUGACAAAGUCGAGACUUUCCCUGUCAUGAAGAUUGACCCUAAGGACAUUGUUGACACAAAUGGUGCAGGUGAUGCAUUUGUAGGAGGUUUCCUUUCUGAGCUGGUGCAGGAGAAACCACUGGAUCAGUGCGUGAAGGCUGCACACUACGCCGGCAACGUCAUCAUCAGACGAGCAGGCUGCACCUUCCCAGAAAAACCUGAUUUCAACUGACACAUCCAGACAACAUUUCCUUCUGCCUGAAACCUUGUGCUUACCUCACUGUACACAAGUCUGACCCAUAAGCUCAGUUUUUUUUAUGCAAUUACAACCCUCAAUUCUCGUAGAAUCAUUGUGUUUUUUUUCAAUCAGCAACCCGUCCAUAAUAUCAGUCCGGACAUAAUUUCUUACCGAUUGUUGUUUCGGUGUCUCCUGACAUGUGUCUGCCACUUUGGAACGCUAGAGGAUCAUGAUCCACUCCAGGGAUUUAAAUGACCGUAGAGGAGUCAUGAUAACAACACAGGAUGUGGACAUUUUUGACCUAAAUGCAAAAUUGUCUUCCACUGACUGCCAUCGCACUUUUCUGUGACUUCUUGUGUUGACAUCUCACAAGUGGGUUUUUUCUUCUCUUCUUCUUGGAUACGGAAUCCAGGCAAAUGGUGAUUCCACCGUGGGAGGACACACUACACAAACAGAGGAAUAAAGAAUAACCAUCAUGGGAGUUUUCGGAUAAUGUUUUGAAAUUGUGCAGAAGUGAUCUUUUUAAAAUUUUGUAAGAUUAAUUAUUCCUUUAAUGUUUGUUUUAAUUAUAACAGGCCAGUUACGAAACCAAAAGUUUUUCCUUUUAAGCGCACACUUUUUUUUUUUAAAUGUGUCAAAGCCUAAUGCCCACUGCUGCGUCCAUGUUAACACUGUUAAAUGUCACCUGUAGCGUGUCCUUGAUUUCAGAAGUUACAGUCAACAGCGUUUUGGACGUAUUUGUGUUUUUCGGGUUUCUAAUAAUGAGUGCCUUUUUUUUCUAUUCCAAUCUAUGUAAACGUUACAAAGCUUGAAGUAGUGAUAAGUUGAGGCCCGCAGUUUAACCAGUAAUGAGCAACUGGCAGCUUGUGGGGCUGAAGCAUGGACACAUGUCGUUGUAUCUGAAUGUUCUCAGAGGAAUACAUUGUGUAUUAAAAUGAACCUGUCCCAUUUCA